Messenger RNA from Agrilus planipennis (emerald ash borer), 1282 nucleotides. It is a transcript of the gene Polr1C, whose product is annotated as DNA-directed RNA polymerases I and III subunit RPAC1. The transcript is spliced from 6 exons. The record is from RefSeq and is a predicted model, not a curated record. Bases 208 to 1218 code for a protein of 336 amino acids. Gene Ontology annotation, molecular function: protein dimerization activity; DNA binding. Gene Ontology annotation, biological process: DNA-templated transcription. NCBI's taxonomy places the organism in Eukaryota, Metazoa, Arthropoda, Insecta, Coleoptera, Buprestidae. Gene Ontology annotation, cellular component: RNA polymerase I complex; RNA polymerase III complex.
CCUAACACGUUACCCUUUGUAUAUCUAUUAUCUAUGGACAUAACCUAACACCAAGUCCAAUUAUUAACUGUAAGAUAACUUUGGAACCUUUUAGGUUUGUGAAAACCGUGAGUUUUUGAGUAUUCUAGCAAACAAACAAAUUCGAAACAUAGUGCGAAAUAACUUACACGUUGAGAAUUUAGUACCGUACACAUUUUAUUUUAAAAUAUGGACGUAAACGACGAAAAGCCUCGUAUUAUUCUAGAAGAAUACAAAGUAACUCAGAAUCUGCCUUCUGAAACAACAGUUCUUGACGAAACAUUUGAUAUUAGAAAGUUCAAAAAGAAGUUCAGAAUUGUUAUAGUUAGAUAUGAAAAGUAUGAAAUGGAGUUUGAUUUCAUUGGGGUGCAUCCAUUUUUAGCAAACACUUUUCGCAGAUUAAUGUUGAGUGAAGUCCCUAGUAUGGCAGUAGAAAAAGUUUUCAUUUAUAAUAACACAUCUAUAAUACAAGAUGAAAUUUUAAGUCAUAGACUAGGCCUUGUUCCAUUGAAAGCCAAUCCUCGACUUUUUGAAUAUAGAUCUGAAGAAGCCAAAGAAGGUAGUGAACAGGAUACAUUAGAAUUUGAAUUAAAAGUAAAAUGUACUUGGAAUAAAGAAGGAAAUAAAGAAUCUGCAAGAGCAGAUGAUAUUUACAAAAAUAAUAACGUAUAUUCGAAGCAUUUUACAUGGUUACCAAUUAAAAAUCAAGCAGAGAUGUUUAAAGCUGAAGAAGUUGGUCCUAUUCAUGAUGACAUUCUAUUAGCAAAAAUGCGUCCUGGGCAUGAGCUAGAUUUGAAAUUACUUGCAGUAAAAGGAAUUGGAAAAGAUCAUGCUAAAUUUUCACCUGUAGCAACUGCUUUUUAUCGUCUUUUGCCUGAUAUAAAAAUUAUAAGGGAAGUAGAAGGAGAAGCUGCUGAAAGACUACAAAAAUGCUUUUCUCCUGGUGUUAUUUCCCUAAGACACAGCAAAGACGGACGUAAAGUAGCAGUAGUCAAUAAUUCCCGAUAUGAUACUAGCAGUAGAAAUGUUUAUAGAUAUGAAGACCUUAAAGAUGCUGUUAUAAUGAGUAAAAUUCAAGACCAUAUUAUUUUUACAAUUGAAUCAGUUGGGGCAAUGACAGCGGACGUAAUUUUUACUGAAGCAGUUAAAAUAUUAAAAAAUAAAUGCUUAAGCCUUUUAGAUGAGUUAAGUCAAUCAUGAAGUAUGUUUAAUAACAGCUAUUAUUUUGUUAACUGUACUGGUAAUAUACAUUAAUUACAUUUUA